GUGCUGCAGUGUCUGCUGUUGAUGGAUGGUGUGCUGCUCUGGCUGUAGCUGCAGUGUACGGCGCUGGCUUCUGAAGGUAUAUCUCAGAUCUCUUGAUAUUUGGCAGACAGUUCACCUUGGAUGACCACCCUUCAUUUGAAGCUGAAAACCGAGCUGUUCUUCAGUCCAAAAGCGAUCCUUGCCAAGAUCUUGCCAUCUCUACAGACAGCUCAAUCAUUUCUCCCUCUCUGAAAGCCAAGGACCUUGGCAUUACACGGGAUGAGGAUCUGGCACAUGCACCGUGUUCUAGUCCAGGUAUACAAAACAAAUGUUCAGCACUCAUCAUCUACCACAGCCUGACUGCAAGCACAUUUGUCUUCAGCACUCCCCUAAAGUUCAGGUACGCCCUCUGCUCGAGUGUGUGUCGGUGUGGUCGGAGCGUGCUUGUGUGUUCAUGUGUGUUGGAAGCAGGUGGAUCACGGAUGCGUCUGCAAGCUCUUCAUCAAGCGUGCGUUUUGUGAGUCCGGAGCAUUCUGGAUAUAAUUCCGCCCCUGUGGAUACGGACACACAUUAGGACGACUGUCGUUAAACAUCCGUUUCAUCUGUUCUGGGAUUUUCCACUGAGGAGACAUUAAGACAGGGGAAUGUGGACGCAGGAGAGAACGUGUCUCCAUCUCCUGCACGAUUCCCUGUGAACCAGCAGCCUCCAUCCUAAAGAGCAGAGAAGCGUUUACUGCCCGUAACCGGUAGGAUGGUAGCAGGGGAAGUGAGUGGGCACAGCUUCCUGGUGGCAUGCUGGCAGCCCAUUCUAAUCUUAAUGCUGGGCACAGUGUUGUCUGGCUCUGCCACGGGCUGCCCAUCACGCUGCGAGUGCAAUGCUCAGGAGCGUUCUGUCUUGUGCCACCGCAAGAAGCUGAUGUCCGUUCCAGAGGGAAUCCCAUCUGAAACACGACUGCUGGACCUCAGCAAGAAUCGAAUCAAAACCAUCAACCCAGAUGAGUUCUCCACCUUCCCGCAGCUGGAAGAGCUGGAGCUCAAUGAAAACACCAUCUCGACCAUCGAGCCAGGGGCCUUUAACAACCUCUAUGGCCUGCAGACUCUGGGACUGCGCAGCAACAAGCUGAAGCUCAUCCAGCUAGGAGUGUUCACGGGCCUCAGUAACCUAACAAAGCUGGACAUCAGUGAAAAUAAGAUUGUAAUUCUGCUGGACUACAUGUUCCAGGACCUCUACAACUUGCGCUCUCUGGAGGUUGGGGAUAAUGACCUUGUCUUCAUAUCCCACAGGGCGUUUCACGGCCUCAGCAGCCUGGAGCAGCUCACGCUCGAAAAGUGCAACCUGACCUCUGUCCCGACAGAGGCCUUCACGCACCUGCACAGCUUGGUCAUGCUACGCUUGCGAAACCUCAACAUCAACAGCAUCAGAGACUACAGCUUCAAGCGGCUCUACCGUCUCAAAGUGCUGGAGAUCGCCAACUGGCCCUACUUGGAUACCAUGACCACCAACUGCUUGUACGGAUUGAAUCUUACCUCCCUAACGAUCACUAACGCAAACUUAACAUCAAUUCCGUAUUUGGCCUUGCGGCACCUGGUUUAUCUUCGUUUCCUAAACAUGUCCUACAAUCCCAUCCAGCUGAUUGAAGGCAACCGGCUCCAUGACCUGCUCAGACUGCAAGAGUUCCACUUGGUGGGCGGUCGACUGACGAUGAUUGAACCCUAUUCCUUUAGAGGACUGAACUACCUGAAAGUCCUCAAUGUGUCCAGCAACUCCCUUACCACCCUGGAGGAGUCUGUGUUCCAUUCGGUGGGGAACCUGGAGACCCUCGCGUUGUACGACAACCCACUGGCUUGUGACUGCCGUCUGCUUUGGGUUUUCCGACGCCGCUGGAGGCUCAACUUCAACCGCCAGCAGCCAACUUGCUCCUCACCCGAGUUCGUUCAGGGAAAAGAGUUCAAGGACUUCCCUGACGUUCUGCAACCCAAUUACUUCACGUGUCGCAAGUCUAGGAUUCGAGACCGGAAACCCCAGCAGAAGUUCGUUGACGAAGGCACCACCGUCCACUUCGUCUGCCAAGCAGAUGGAGACCCGACACCCGUCAUCAUGUGGCUUUCCCCACAAAAACAGUUCAUCACCACGAAAACGAUAGGACGGCUCACUGUUUUCCCAGAUGGCACCUUAGAGGUGCGCUACGCUCAGAUUCAGGACAAUGGGACAUAUGUGUGCAUUGCUAGCAAUGCCGGUGGAAACGACACCGCUUUGGCCCACUUACACGUCCACAGUUACUCGCCAGACUGGCCCAACCAACCCAACAAAACCUUGGCGUUUAUCUCCAACCAACCCAACGACAACGGAGCCAAUGGAACAAGAGCAACAGUCCCGUUCCCGUUUGAUAUAAAGACGCUAAUCAUCGCCACUACCAUGGGCUUCAUCUCCUUUUUGGGUGUGGUUCUGUUCUGCCUUGUUCUGCUCUUUCUUUGGAGCAGAGGCAAAGGCAACAGCAAACACAACAUUGAGAUAGAGUAUGUCCCGCGCAAAUCGGACGCUGGGAUGAGCAGCAGCGGCGCCGAUGCCCCUCGGAAAUUUAACAUGAAAAUGAUAUAAUCCAGCCAGGGAGCUCAAAAGACCCUUUCAAAAACAGACUCGUAAAGACAAAAAUAAGAGAUUCCCUGCCUGAACAACCUCUGGCUCUGACGAGCUCCCCAUAGAGGAGGGGUGUUCUUCCCCCUUUCUAAAGAUGGAUGUGCGGCGCAGGGGUCGGUGCUUUUGUUCAAUAUUGAACAUGGGAGGGGGAAAAUGUCCUCAUGCGCACUCCUCUGUGAUGGCCGCUUAAAGUCAGCCUACGGGGACCAAUAUCUUUGAGAGAGGAUUUUGUUUUAAAACACUUCAGUUCCUGUGGAUUUUUAUGGGCAAAAAAAAAACAUUGGAAAAAAAGGAAAAACCGAACCUCCAAACUGUUUUGUGUCGACCUCCAGAAUGCAAAGGCAGAGCAUCCUUCUCCCUGCUGUCCUGCUGCCUGCAUCCUUUUUGUUUGUUUAUUUGUUUAGCCCAUUCUUUUCUUGUUUUCUACUUACAUGAAUAGUUUUAUGACAGAAUAACAGUAGAUCAAUCAGGGGUGAAAAGCACAUUUAACAAACCUAACAGCUGCCCAAAUUCAUCUUCUACAUUGUGACAGAAUGUGGAAUAUAAUAGAUUGGCUUUUCUAUUCUUGCCAUAGAGAAAUAUGUGUAUAGUGCAACUUUCACAGCACAUUUCUUUCUUUGUAUGUGUACUCUGCUAUUUGGUUCUCAUUUUGCUUUCGGAUCUGUAUUUUAAUGCAUUUGUUGGAUAAGCCGAGGGAAUUUUAUGACUCAAGCAUCUGGAUAAACAAGUACAGGUUGUUUAUUGUUGGAUUAAUGGCUAGGCAAGUGAAAGCAGCGGUAAUUAUGUGACUUUUGUUGUGUGUUUUGCUUUAUGUAGAAAUGAUCACUGUAGCCUGCAGUGAGCAUUUCUGUAGUGCCUGGUCAGGUUUAAACCCAUUUAAUGGCACUGCAGCAUCACAUUUUUAUAUAACAAACCCAUUCCAAGUUUUAUUCGCCUGAGAAGCUACACCAAGAAUGUAUAGCUCUAUCUCAGAGUGUGUAAGUGUGAAAGCGAGCGAGUUCCUAACAGAAUCACUCAUUUCAUCAAAAGGUGAGAGUGUUAAUAUGCUUGACAGCACUCAAUCACCUUCACCUGCGGCUGCCAUUGGGUCUCACACCUGUCUCAUGCUCUCAGAUUAGUCUCAUGGGUCUUACACCUGUCUUACGGUCUCGCACCUGUCUAACAGUCUUAGAUCAAUUUUUCUUUACAUUAUAUGAAGCGUCAGUACCCAAAGAAACUGUUUUAAAGUUACCCAGCACAUCUAAGGACUCAUGCACAAGUGGAAUUCACUAAGAAUGAGCGCUCUAGGAUAACGUUGUUUCGCAGGAGGUAAUAGCACAGUGUUUGUGAAUAAAAAAAGUGUAAGUAAACUGAAAGUAGGCAGGUUUUACGCUGAAAAGAGGGCACAGUUGCGCCGUGCUUGAUAGAGACCGGUUAAAAUGGACUGGUUAGUGAGUAUGAAGCAGGUUUUUGUGCUGAAAUUCAACGGUUAAAUGAAUGCGCUCCACAGUCCAGCUGUGUUUUAAGUGUGCGUUUAAUCUGGGCCAAGCAGGGCAGGUGAUUUCCGUGGAAGGACACUGAGCUGUGUUUAUGCACUGGAUUUUGCUCGGGUGUAGAUGGGUUUCGCCUCACUAAGUGGUUUGUACUGCUGAGGCUGCAGAUGGAGAAGCUGCACAGAUGGUUUAACCCUUACUGAUCCACUUUAGCGUUAAUCUGACACAUGCACACACACACACACACAUCUGAAUCUUUCUCUGAUCCUCUGCCUCUGUGGUCUACCUGAUGUUUUCAUCCUAUUAUGUCGAAUAAAUCUUUAUAUGACCUCUGCCCUCUCCGACAUUCAGCCCAGGAUGAUAAUGUGCAUUAAUGUGGUCCAUUAUAUUCUUUUAUACUAAAGAAAAAACGGAAACCUAAAAAGGUGAAAAAAUCUAGUAUGAAAAAUGUUUAAAUUGUUCUGUGCAAUAAAGGUAAUAUGCAUUUUGUUUUGUUUUUUGUUUUUUUAAUUAACACAAUUUUAUUGAUGUUGAAUUGUUGAAAAUAUGGUAUGUUGUAUUAAACAAUCU
This is a messenger RNA of Onychostoma macrolepis, 4659 nucleotides long. RefSeq names its product leucine rich repeat and Ig domain containing 1a (gene lingo1a). The record is from RefSeq and is a predicted model, not a curated record. NCBI's taxonomy places the organism in Eukaryota, Metazoa, Chordata, Actinopteri, Cypriniformes, Cyprinidae. The transcript has 6 exons. Gene Ontology annotation, molecular function: protein binding. Gene Ontology annotation, cellular component: plasma membrane. Bases 731 to 2578 code for a protein of 615 amino acids.